Molecule: messenger RNA, 1512 nt
Organism: Marasmius oreades (fairy-ring Marasmius)
Lineage: Eukaryota; Fungi; Basidiomycota; Agaricomycetes; Agaricales; Marasmiaceae
Exons: 7
Coding region: 1-1512 (503 amino acids)
Biological process (GO): tRNA wobble position uridine thiolation
Cellular component (GO): cytosol
Molecular function (GO): sulfurtransferase activity; tRNA binding
Source: RefSeq, a predicted model, not a curated record
AUGUCCGAGUCUUGUGGAAACCCCUCCAGCCAAACGGAUGCUUUAAUGGAUCGAAGGCCCAAGUUUGAUAGAAACAAGCUCUGCAUCAAGUGCAAAACCAACACAGGAAACGUUGUCAUCCGCCAUGCUGUUUAUUGCAAAGAAUGCUUUCCUUCGAUGGUGGUCGUCAAAGUCAAACGAUCGCUAGAUCCAUACAUCAAUGCAACAUCCGAUGUUCCUCGUCGAAAGGCGCUCAGAGCGUCAGGGAACUUGCUCAUUGCGUUCUCUGGAGGCCUGGGCUCUACCGUCGCCUUGGAUCUGAUUUCGAAGAUAUACUUUCCCGACGCACAAAACAAACUUAAUGGAGAGCAUCCUAGAGGUGGAAAGUCGCAUCCUCGUAAUAAACGGGUCUGGGAUAAGGGAACGGCGUGUUACGUAGAGAUAUGCAAUGCGUUUCCUGGUAUGGAAGACAAAACAGCUGAAAUUCGCGACGUGGUGGAGAGUUAUCGAUACCUCGAAUUCACCCCCCUUCGGCUAGAAGAUGCCUUUGACAAGCAGUGGUGGAAGAAAGUGGGCGGUAAUCCAGGUAGAGAUAUUGGUAUAGACCUCAACAAUGAAGAGCUUCUAAUCUCUGAGCUUUCAAGUGAAGACUCUAAUCCGGUUCAACGACUCCGUUCCUAUAUAUCCGCCCUUCCCACUCUCACUGCUGUACACAGCGCGAUACAGAACCUCAUAAGACUUCUGUUGUUGCAUACGGCACGGGUAUCUGAAUCAUCCCAUUUGUUACUCGGCACAAACUUGACCUCCCUUUCGAUAUCCUUGAUUUCAUCGAUAUCUCAGGGCGGUGGGUUCGCCGUCAAGGAAGAGUCGUUUGAGGAAUGGUCGACAGGUUGGACAAAGGACGGUGCGUCAACGCCUGCAGUUAUUCGCGUGAAUCGACCUCUUCAAGACGUCACGUUGAAGGAAUGUGCUGUCUGGGUUUGGUGGAAUAAUUUGAGAGUAGUUGGACGUGACAGAUCCCUUGGCGGGAGGCAGGGUAUCGGCGCCCUGACCAGAGAUUUCAUCGUUGGACUAGAGCGAGAUUAUCCAUCGACAGUAUCUGCGAUUGCUCGAACGUGUUCAAAGCUAGCACCCAAAUUCCUUGCCGACGGAACUUGUGCAUUAUGUCAACGGCCUCUGCAACGCGGUAUCCAGGAGUGGAAGGCGCGAAUCUCGAUUAGAACAAUCGCAGACGAUCAGGAGCCCUCUAGGAACACUUCAGCCGAGACGUCUUUGGCACCAUAUCUAUGCUAUGCUUGUCACACGACAUUGACCAGUCGAAGCAGUCGCAGCGCCCCUACAUCGACAUCUACUUUUCCUCUUCCUCUCUGGGUCCAUUCGCAUCUUCGCCCUGGCUGUGACGCGCAGAUCGACGGAAACGGUCGAGAUGAAGUUGGGAUGAAUUCACUUGCUAAUGAUUCUGAAGCUUGGGAACGGCGAAAGGUGGAUCGUGAAGGGAUGAAGAGUGCCAUAUCAGACUUUCUGCUUGAAUAA